GCCCUCUCUCCUGACAGGGCAGGCACUGGGAUAUUUCGUUUCUCUUCCUAUGCUGCUAUUGAAGUUCUCUGGAUUUUAUAAGCUUUUAAUUUUUCUUAUUGAAUUCUAAUGUUCUCCAAGGGUGGCUGACCUUGCUGUGCAAUUAAACACCUGUUACUUUGGUUCUUUGGGGAGGAGCAGCAUACUAUGACCUUCAUAAGACAUGAAGGCACAGGUGGUGUUGUCUUUCCUCCUCACUCUCCUCCAGUCUCUCUGUGGAUUUCAAGGUACUUCCUUUUCAGUUUUCUUCAAUCACCUUAGAAGUACGAAUGACGAGAUUGUCGUUGGAAGGUACGAUGAAGAUAUAAUUCUCCCUUGCUCAUUCGAGAAUGAGCCUGAUGUUGUAAUCCACUGGAAGAAUCAAGAUAACUACAAUGUUCACAGUUACUACAAAGGCCGUGACCAUUUGGAAAACCAAGAUCCUAAAUUCACAAACAGGACAUCUCUCUUCUAUAGCAAGAUUCAAAACGGGAAUGCCUCUCUAUAUUUCAGAAGAUUAAGUCUUCUGGAUGAAGGAAUUUACAUCUGCUAUGUGGGAACAGCAGCUAGACAGAGCACAAAGAAAGUGGUGCUAAAGGUGGGAGCCUUCCUCACUCCUGCUAUGAAGUACGAGAAGAGAAACACAAGCAGUUUCCUGGUGUGCAGUGUGCUCAGCGUUUAUCCUCGUCCACACAUCACAUGGAAAGCGGACUCUGCAUUUGUCCCUGGAAGCAUAACAGAAGAAACGGGGUACUUGGGCCCUUUUUAUGUUAGCAGUACUCUGAAUAUCACAGGAUCAAAUUCAUCUUAUGAAUGUGUGAUUAAAAAUCCAUUGCUGAAGCAAACAUGGACCGGGCAGUGGACACAAGCAGGUGACCUUUGUAAAAGACAAAGUGAAUACGUUUCGCUCUCAUGUCAAGGAAUAAGAAAUUUUUCUCUACAAAAUGAAGACUUCAUAGUCACUUGGUCCAGAAUGAAAAGUGAAAUCUCUUCCAUCUUGGGUUGCUAUAUGAGCUCCUCACAAAUUCCAGUAAUCAAUGAACCCAGAUUCUCUUGGAACAAAGAGCUGCAAAACCAGAAUGAUUUCUCUAUGACUUUGACCGAUCUUCAUCUUUCAGACAGUGGGGAAUAUCUGUGCAAUAUUUCUUCAAGAAAAUAUACUCUGCUCACGGUCCACUCACUGCAUAUAGAACCAAGCCAAGGAAAAUCUUCCUGGAUAAUACCUGCUCUGGUGGCUUUGGGUGUUUGGGCAGUGAUCCUGACCUUGAUAGUGAACUUCCGUCAUAGAUGGAGAAGAUACCCCGUUUAUGGAGAAAACAGGAAUAUCUACUGAUGAAGACUAGCAAUGAUGAAAAUUCAGAAGUAAACGUGCCUCUUCAAAUAGCCAGCCUGUACAGGAAAUGAAGACAGACUGUGAUGAGCAUCUGUAAUAUACAAUGAUGUCAUCUCGCCCUUCAUUGCAAUCCAGGCAAUGGCCUCGCAGGCCUUUUACCUCUGCAAAGACUGAACAACUCUCUUUUCCAGUGCUAUGAUUUGAAUGUGUCCUCAAAAAUUUGUGUAACAGAAACUCAACUGCCCAUGCAACAGUUGGAAGCUGGGCCUAGUAAGAGGUAAUAGGUCACAAGGGCCCUCGCUGUGGGAGUAGGAUAGCAAUUGAAGAAUGGUAUGUUGCAAAAUGGGUUUGGUCCCCUCUCAGCCUUGCCUUCUCUUGCCUUCUACCUUUUGCCAUCGGAUACAGUGAAAAGAUUCUCAACAGAGGCCAACACCUCCAUUUUGGAUUGCCCAACCUCCAAUCCUAUAAGAAAUAAAUUUCUGUUCUUCACAAACUACUCAUUGUCAAGUAUUCAAGGCAUCCAGUAUUAGAUUCACUGCUCACUCACUACUAUAUAGGCACCAUUACUGACCCUCCCACCCACAUUAUAAGGAUGUGAAUUUAAUUUAACUUAGAAAAUAAUUGUCUUAUUUAUUUACUCCUGUUACAGUAAGUACAUGAGAAUGCAGUGAGUUUCCACCUAGAACUCGGAGGAAUAUACUACAAGGAGAUGAUCCAAAAUCUGAUUAACUGAUGAGGGAUAAGAGCAGUAGGAACAGGUGACAUCUUAGUGCAAGUAUGAAAAGCCAGGGCUUGAAAGCAAGACUACUGAUUUGAGGCAGUAUACCCCAGGAUUAUAUAAAUGGUUAUAUGAGCAUAACCCACAAAAUUUAGUAUGGUAAGACUCAGGGAUCCUGCAAAAUAAAACUCUUAUUAUCUCCCAGAAUGUUUAGGGGAAAAGGACCUAUCAAGAAUUGAUAUCUGGCUGGGCCUGGUGGUACACACCUGUAAUUCCAGCACUCGGGGGGCUCAGGCAAGAGGAUUGUUGUGAG
Molecule: messenger RNA, 2382 nt
Organism: Chinchilla lanigera (long-tailed chinchilla)
Lineage: Eukaryota; Metazoa; Chordata; Mammalia; Rodentia; Chinchillidae
Gene: Hhla2
Product: HERV-H LTR-associating 2
Exons: 8
Coding region: 203-1351 (382 amino acids)
Biological process (GO): T cell costimulation; positive regulation of T cell proliferation; negative regulation of T cell proliferation
Cellular component (GO): external side of plasma membrane
Source: RefSeq, a predicted model, not a curated record